Molecule: messenger RNA, 2006 nt
Organism: Quercus robur (English oak)
Lineage: Eukaryota; Viridiplantae; Streptophyta; Magnoliopsida; Fagales; Fagaceae
Product: CDK5RAP3-like protein
Exons: 10
Coding region: 108-1820 (570 amino acids)
Biological process (GO): regulation of cyclin-dependent protein serine/threonine kinase activity; regulation of mitotic cell cycle
Cellular component (GO): endomembrane system
Source: RefSeq, a predicted model, not a curated record
GUUGUUAACGGUACCCGUAACACACACACACACACACAGCUGAAGAAGCAGAAACUGAAAUUUGGGUCUGACAGACAAUUCUCUCAAAACCCAGAUAGGAAAAUAAAAUGCAGAGUGGCGAUGACAUUCGAAACCUUCCCAUUGACAUCACAUUCUCUCGUCUCGGAGAAUGGUUGAUUGAUCGGAAACGAAUCCCUUCGGAUUGGCGAAAAAAGUUGGCGGCGAUCAGAGCUCGGAUUUCCAAGGAUUUUUCUUCGCUCCCUAAGGAUAUCGAUCCCUAUUUCCAAACCCUAGACCCUGAGGGGAUUGAUUACUUAGAGUCCAAACGAAUAUAUGAAACUCUUCUAAAGUCAACUCCAGAAAGCCGGAAUAUAUUUGGCCGGCUGUCAGGUGCUGCUGGUGCUUGGGAGGCAAUUGUGCGUUCUUUUGAAAAGGAUCAUAUUUACCUUGGUGAGGCUGCUCAAAUUAUGGUUCAAAAUGUAAACUAUGAAAUACCAUAUCAGAAAAAACAGGUGCAGAAGAUUCAGCAACAACUAUCAGAGCUAGAGCGCAAGGAAGCUGAUAUAAAAAGAAAUGCAGCUCUAUCAGCCGCUAAGUAUGUUGAGGCUUGUCAAGAGCUUGGAUUGCAGGGAAAUAAUGUGAGGCUUGAACUUUUAGAGACCGCAAAAUCUCUCCCAAGCACAUUCAACAAGAUUUUGGAAGUUAUAAAUAGUGAUUCUAUGUCACAGGCUAUGGAGUACUACUCAAACUUUGUGAGAGAUGCUCACACAGAAAAGGAUAAAUCUUUAUCGAUUGUGUUACCUAACUUGAGAGACAUACGUGAACAUCCCCCGUCUUUGCAUGUUUCUGUGGGCUCUGAGAUUGAUAAUUCUGUCAAUACUCAAUCAAGCUAUAAUGAGCCAGAUCUUCUGAGAGCAGAUGUGGAUGUUGCUGCCGAUAAUAUUGACUGGGAUAUUUCUGUUGACAGUUCUCAGAUUGAUUGGGAUAUUGGUACUGUGGAAGAAACAGAUGAUAAUGGCAAUGGUUUGGGUCCUUAUGAAAUAAUUAAUGCAAGUGAGGUCUUACAGGACCCUUCACCAACUGAAGUUGUGCGAUCUGAUCGAACCUCAUUAGAUAAAGUUGAACUUGGUCUACACCCAGAGAUUUCUGUGUCAGAGAUAUCUUGGGAUGUUAGUGUUGACACUCCCCAAGUUGAUGUCAUUGAUGACAUCAGUUUGUCAAACGUAGGUCUGGACAAACAGACAUUUGUUCCAGAUACUUCUUCUCAAAUGCCAGAAAUGAAUGUAGAGAGGAGCAAGCUUUUGGAGACUGAGUACAGAAAUAAGAUUCUUGACGAUCUGCAUGAGGUCAAAGCAUUUCUAAAUCAACGAUUGGCAGAGGUGAAGAAUGGAGAAACUUUGUCCUUGCAACAUCAAGUCCAGGCAGUUGCUCCCUUUGUGCUGCAGCAGUAUACUCCUGAUGCCAUGGAGACCAUGCUAUCUGACAUUUCCUUAGUCAUUUCCUUGCUGACUAAUAGGAAAACAAGGGACUUGAUCUUGAUCCUCAACUCUAAAAGAUUUUUAGACAGACUAGUGACCACAUUAGAGGAGAAGAAGCAUCAUGAAGUCAAGUUGAAAGAGGGAUUGAAGAGCUUGGCUACCAAACGCAUGGAGCUGCACAAUUCAUUAUCCUCUUCUUGGCCGAAGCAAGAAGCAGCUCUUUCAAAAACCAGGGAGUUGAAGAAGCUUUGCGAGAGUACACUUUCUUCCAUGUUCGAUGGAAGACCUGUUAAUAUCAUUGGCGAGAUCAAUACCCUGUUGACAAGUGGCCUCGGGGCUUGAACGCUUAAGAGUUGCUUUUGGCAACAAUGAAAUAUUCAGUGAGGUAGUGGGUUGCAGGAUCAAAUGGCAUUCUUUUGAGCCGGAGUCUUAAUUUUAACUUCUUUUCCUGUUCUUUUUUAAAGGAUAUAGAAAAUUAUCAGUAUUUAAUUUCAACUUAGCUAUCAAUAUCCCACAUGGUUUUGUUUU